Messenger RNA from Stomoxys calcitrans (stable fly), 605 nucleotides. RefSeq lists its product as uncharacterized. The transcript has 3 exons. The record is from RefSeq and is a predicted model, not a curated record. Lineage: Eukaryota; Metazoa; Arthropoda; Insecta; Diptera; Muscidae. The coding region runs from base 174 to 554 and encodes 126 amino acids.
AAAUGUUAUCAGCUAUUUUGAAAACAGAAACAAAACAAUAUUGCUUUUUGGGUCUUGAAGUCAGCUCUGAUUUUGUAUAAAAGCAAAAAGUUGUGAGUUAAGAAAUCAGUACAAAAUAUUAUAACAAACUACAAAGACAUCGAGUGAAAAAAAAUCUUUUAUACACACACAUAAUGGCAAAAUUCUUUAUGAUUGUUCUCUUCGCCUUGAUGGCUGUGGCCAUGGCUCGUCAUAGUGGCUACGGUAAUGAACGUGGACGCGGUGGACAACAAGGAGUUGGAGGUGGCUAUGGUGGUGGCAGCCAAGGUGCUGGUUUCGGUGGCAACCAAGGACAUGGUGCUGGUCUCGGUGGCAAUCAAGGACAUGGUGCUGGUCAUGGUGGUAGCCAAGGACGUGGUCCACAAGGAAAUGGUGCCGGUUUCGGUGGUCAACAGGGUGGCGGUUAUGGCGGACAAGGUGCCGGUUUCGGAGGACAACAAGUUGGCGGUCAAGGUGGACAUGGCUCCGGUUAUGGAGGUCAACAAGGACACGGUGGACGUGGCACAAAAUACUAGAUUUUAAUAGGAACAAACAAACAAAUAGAUGAUUGCUUUUGAACAAAAAAA